Messenger RNA from Triplophysa dalaica, 4272 nucleotides. RefSeq names its product tubulin tyrosine ligase-like family, member 3 (gene ttll3). Lineage: Eukaryota; Metazoa; Chordata; Actinopteri; Cypriniformes; Nemacheilidae. Gene Ontology annotation, cellular component: cilium. Gene Ontology annotation, molecular function: protein-glycine ligase activity, initiating. The transcript has 13 exons. The record is from RefSeq and is a predicted model, not a curated record. Gene Ontology annotation, biological process: protein polyglycylation; cilium assembly; cilium movement. Bases 182 to 2488 code for a protein of 768 amino acids.
CAAGCUGGAGCAAGUGUGUGUGAAGUGCGCAGGUGCUGAUUGAGCGUUCAUCAGGAGCUCUGCGGGCUGUGUAACGGCGUCCUCAUCAUUUUCAACAGAAGGUUUGUUGUGCAGGUGCCAUAACAAGAGACGACCGUGGUAAUCCAGGUGAGAAAUGAUGUGAGUCUAAAAAUAUUGGAGCAUGCAGCAACACAUAUCGGUGUCCUCCUUGGAGGGAAGAGUUCGCUGUAGUUAUAUAAAUCUGCCUCUGAUUAAUGGUGAUAGACUGAGGACAGCGAAGACUUUAGUGGACAAGGCAAUAAAGGAAAAGAAAGUGUUCUCAAUUCAAGGCCCAUACCCUGUUAUCCGCACUGCCUUACGUGCGAGAGGAUGGGUAGAACGUCGACUACCCCGGCCCGCUUUUCCACAGCUUCGUCGGCAUGGGGAACUGGAGACUGAGGCAUAUGAGGCUGACAGCAGUGAUGGUGAUGGAGAUGAAGGAGAGAAGAAUGAUGAUGGAGAUGACAUGUAUGACCUAAUGUCACGGCUGGUUCGCAAUGAGCCCGCAUAUUUGUACUGGACAACAAAGAGGGAUUCAAUCGAUUGUCGGUCUUUACGUAAAGAUCAGAUGACCAAUCAUUAUGCAAAGGCGGGAUCUUUUACCACCAAGGUUGGCUUGUGUAUGAGUUUAAGAAAUCUGCAGUGGUUUGACACAGCUGACCCUGAUACUUUUUUCCCACGCUGCUAUAGACUGGGAGCGGAGGAUGAGAAACAAGCUUUUAUUGAGGACUUUAGACGAACUGCAUGUACAAGUCUGCUGCUUUAUGUUGUGGAGAGAUAUGGAGGCGAUUUGGAGUGGUUGAGAACAGGAGAGAUGCACAAUGCUACUUUUCCUGGUGUAAGCAAGCCACGUAAGAAGCACACUAAUCAGAGGGUGGGAGUUUCGUUGAUCGACAAUGCACUGCAUGUAUGUCAGGAAUAUUUGAACAGUUUAGAACACUGCGACAUAGACGUCACUUUGCAAACUGUACCUUACCUCUCAGAGGAACAGUGGAAGGUGUUUCUUCAAAAUUACUAUUUGAUUAUUCAUGAAGGAGUGAAGAUAGAGGUGAGUGAAGCAUACGUGGAGCAUUGUAAAUGUAUGCUGGUACACAUGCGUCGAGUUUGCCCUCAGUUGGAGACUGAUGGACUUUGCAACAUCUGGAUCAUUAAACCUGGGGCCAAGUCACGGGGCCGAGGUAUAAUGUGCAUGAAGAAACUGGAUGAGAUAUUGAGUUUAGUAGAUGGAGACCUUGCCCUUAUUAAGGACAGUAAGUGGGUGGUGCAGAAGUACUUGGAAUGGCCUCUGCUUGUGCAUGGCACUAAGUUUGAUAUAAGGCAGUGGUUCCUGGUCACAGACUGGAACCCUCUCACAGUGUGGUUCUACCGCGAAUGCUACCUCCGUUUUUCUACCCAACCCUACUCCACUCAUACAUUAGACAGCUCUGUCCAUCUCUGUAACAACUCCAUCCAGAAGCAUUUUCAGCCAAGCCCAGAUCGUGACCCUUCUCUGCCUGAAGAGUGCAUGUGGUCCUGUUCUCAGUUCCACUCCUGGUUGGCUGCUUCAGGUCGUGGUUAUCUGUGGGAAGGGGUGGUGGUACCAGGCAUGCAGAAGGCCGUGAUCCAAACACUGUUGACUGCACAGGACAGUGUGGAACCUCGAAAGGCCAGUUUUGAGCUCUACGGUGCAGACUUCAUGCUAGGACAUGAUCUACGACCUUGGUUGUUGGAGAUCAAUGCCAGCCCUACUAUGGCUCCCUCCACAAAGGUCACAGCUCGACUCUGUCCCGCCGUACUGGAAGACACGUUGCGCGUUGUGCUGGACCGGCGCUGUGACCGCAACACUCACACUGGUGGCUUCCAACUUAUAUACAAACAAGCCGCCGUAGAGGUUCCUCAAUAUGUGGGAGUGAAUCUUCUAGUAGAGGGAACUCCAAUCAGACGUCCCCGUGCUGCUGUUUACAAACCUCUCAUCCAGUCUCAACCUGAACCACUGUCAAAAUCCACCAGUCUCUACAGGUCUUCUUUGACAGCCAGCCAAUUCUCUUCUGGCAAAGAGAAUAAAUCAGAAGUUCCGAAGAAGGCUUGGCCUAUCCACUCUUCCCGCAAUGCCAUAUUGCAGCAUUCCUUGACCUAUCGCCCUAAACUGAGAAAACGCCCCCACAGACUGGUCUUACCCUCCUCUUGCUGUGUUUUUCCCAACCCUCCAGAACUUCACCCUCAAAAACUAUCAUACACACAUGUGCAGCCCGAUCACGGCAGCAAUCUUCCUUCCCUCUUCUGUCCAAACACCUCACUGGAUAUAAUAAGCUUUCGACCGGAACAAGAAAACACCCCCAGUCGAUACAAACUUGACACACACCCUGUUAUUACAUCUUAUCCAGUCUUGCGUAUGCAGCAAUACAUUUUACGAAACCAUAAGCGGGGCACGGGAACUUUUAAAGAGAAAGAAGGACCAAAGUCUUCCUGAGGACCUUUUGAAGAACAUUAAACUGCGGAAUGGAUUUUGAGAUUAUGUCAAUGUUAAGCAAAACUAAAAUGCACUUAUAAAAGCAUUGCCAAUAAGACAAUUUUGGUUAACUACGAUGCAAGGAUCAAAUGAUGCAUAGAAUUUUGUGAGUGAUGAGUGUUGAAUUAUGCAAAACAUUGUGAAACUAAUGUACUGUGCUCUACAGAUGGGGAUUCUUAUUUAGAUGCUGCAGGGUAGAUGUUGUUAUUAACAUCCCCAAGAGUUCUUCAGUUGUGGGUUGAUGAAGCACUCUCCAGACACUUUUUACUCAUGUGCACAUCAUUUUUUCUUUAAAGUAGCAUUUGGCUGUUUUAAAACCAAAUUCACAACUCUGCUAUAUGGGUUUCAUUCAGUGUGGUAAUUUUGUAUAAUACUGAUAUGGAACUCAUUUAAGUGGUGCUACUGUAUGCUGGAUAAUUUUCAUGGGAACUAGUGUUUAUGGACCUGUGGUAUGAUACAUAAUGGUGCUAAGUUUUGUAUGCUCAAAAAACAAUCAGAAUGUUUAAUGUUAAUAAUGAUAAUGUUACUGAUUGAAGACACCAGAAACAUAAGGGAAUGAGAUUUGUAGUAAUAUAUAAAUUAGCCGUUUUUUUACAGUCCAUAAUUUAGGUUGUGAGAGGUUAACAAAUUUAUUUAAACAAAGAACACUACAAAAUGGCAAAACAAAAACCGACGAGGGGAAAACAAGACAGGAUAAACAAGAAUUCUAAGGACACUGAAUAACUUAGACUGGAUACAAAAAACAAACACUUGAUAAGACACUGAACUGACACUUACUAGACAAUGAUCAGGUAUCACAAACAAAACAGCAUGAAGACAAGGUAUCACAAACAGCAUGAAGACAUGGUAUCACAAACAGCAUGAAGACAAGGUAUCACAAACAGCAUGAAGACAAGGUAUCACAAACAGCAUGAAGACAAGGUAUCACAAACAGCAUGAAGACAAGGUAUCACAAACAGCAUGAAGACAAGGUAUCACAAACAGCAUGAAGACAAGGUAUCACAAACAGCAUGAAGACAAGGCAUCACAAACAGCAUGAAGACAAGGUAUCACAAACAGCAUGAAGACAAGGUAUCACAAACAGCAUGAAGACAAGGUAUCACAAACAGCAUGAAGACAAGGUAUCACAAACAGCAUGAAGACAAGGUAUCACAAACAGCAUGAAGACAAGUUACAGCUUACAACGAGGUAAGGCAAGCAGCAUACACAAUGAACCAGCACAGGCCAAUGAACACGAGGAUGUUUUAAAGGGAGAGGAACCAAGAGGGAACAGGUGCAGGGGAUAAACAAUCAAGGAAAGCUAAUUAACACAAACUAGGAAACAGGAGGGUAGGAACGAUGACGCGACUUGGGGAGAGUAUGGAAGGCCACAAGGUCAAAAACAUCUCUCCCCACAUGAAACAAAGGAUUCUGUAUGAUUCCACCUCUAAACCAAGAAAUACCUGACAAGGAGAGUUGAAACCAUGACAAUAUUGCAUAGAUAAAUAAUUUAAUGUUGAUUUAAAGUUAACUUGGAUACAUUAAAUCAAUUUCCAUCUGGGAGAGAAGCAACUGGUUCCAAAUGCCGUUAGAUCCAUACAUUCAGGACUCGAUUUGAGGGUGGAUGCCAACAGCGGCAAGGUAAUGUCCUGGCUUUUGUAGAAAUUAGUAACUUGGUAUUAGUACCUAUUGUAUUAUUGCUUCUGUAUGACAUAUCGUUGUAUUGCUCCAUGAACUCUCUGUAAAUCUUUGGAUAAAAGUGUGUG